This is a messenger RNA of Cylindrotheca closterium, 2367 nucleotides long. The record is from the annotation of a GenBank genome assembly. NCBI's taxonomy places the organism in Eukaryota, Bacillariophyta, Bacillariophyceae, Bacillariales, Bacillariaceae.
AUGAAGUUCUCAACAGUUGCAUUGAUCUCGCUCCUUGGAAGCACCUGCUUCCACUCUGCGUCUGCUCACGUAGCCAAUCCGCGUCCGUUCCGUCUCUACGAGGAGAACGGAGACGAUUUGGGAUUGUUUCGCCUAAAGGGUGGAGACAUUAACAGCUGGUUCGAGGAUCUAGAUGGAUACACCGUUUGUUACAGGGAUGGUGGAUCAGAAACUCGCCGACGCCAUCUUAGCCAAGAACGAGCAGAAUCUGUCCGCACUGGUGAAGUGGUUGCUGGCAAGAAUGCCACGUCUCACUAUACCUGGCAAUACUACUAUUGUCGCCUCCAUGAAGAUGGAACCAUCGGUCCCAACCUUCAUUUCCCAGUUGCGACCACCGACCCGAACGAAGUUUCGGAUCAUCUGCUUCCACCUCACAUUCACAUGAGCUUGCAGCAAGCAGCUGAGAUUUGCGGAAGCUACUGUCAAAAGUCCCUCAAAUACGGUGGUAGUAUUCCUAGAGAUUCAGGACGUCGACGCGAGCUUCGGGGUCAUCGAAAGCUCGGCGACUAUGCUCCAUCAAAAGGAAGGGUUCCAAAUCUCGUUAUUCCCUUCAAGUUCAAGGACCACGCUAGUCGACAACUUCCCUCGAGAGCCGACCUCGACAUCCUAAUGAAUUCCAUGGAGAAGAACGCACUUGCGCCCACUGGAGGCGUGAAGAAAUAUUAUCAUGACAUUUCGAACGGACAGCUUAAUCUCGACUCCAAAGUCAUUGACUGGAUUCAACUGGACGGCAAGUACGAUGAACGCUGGUGCUCUGGGGUGGACUAUCCUGAUCAAGACAAAGGGAUGGGAGUAAAUAUGGAGGAAUGCUUGGAGAGAGUUCUUGAACUUACUGACAAGGUUGUUAACUUUAGCGAGUUUGAAACGAACAACGAUGGGUACAUUGACGCAAUCACGUUCAUCCAUUCAGGUUACGAUGCUUCGGUCACCGGUAUGAAGAAUCAUAUCUGGUCUCACCAGGGAGGCUUAGACAUUUUCACGACCAACGAAGGAGUCAAAGUGUCCCUUUACUCUGUCAGUCCUGCUUUGUAUGGCUCGUCUGGAACUAAAAUCGGUGCGAUUGCCACCAUUGCUCAUGAAACAGCACACUUUUUGGGCUUGGAAGAUCUUUAUGAUAGAGACGAUGGUGGGGUAGGAGUUGGUGCUUGGAGUCUAAUGGCUCUCGAUACUGGUUUCGGCGACGGUGAGAGUUAUCCCCCAGCAAUGGAUCCAUUUUCGAAAGAAAAACUUGGUUGGGGGACAUUCAACUCGCUGUCUGAGUCAAAAAAUUCAAUCGUGCUGAAGCCAUCGUAUACUUCUCAUCAAUACUACAAGAUCACAAAGGGUUUCCCAGAUGGGGAAUACCUUCUUCUUGAGAACCGUCAGCGCAUCGGUUUUGACGCCAAAAUCCCAGGGACUGGUCUUUUGAUUUGGCAUAUUGAUACUGCCAAAGCGAAGGUGCCCCCUAAAAAAGAAGACGCACCCUUAAACGAUGAAGAAGGGCACCCCGGUCAACCCGGAUGGCCUCAGAAUAACAGGCAUUACAUGGUGGCUCUUCUAGCCGCUGACGGUCAAUUCUCGUUUGAAAAAGGAGAAGACAGUUACGGCGACGCUACGGAUUUGUAUGGAAAAUGCAUGGGAAGUGAUUCCAUCGGUCCUACGACAUCCCAUCCAAACACCAACACGUAUCAAGGUGGAAGCAUCAAGGCUACUGGUAUCAAAAUCAAGAACAUCUACCAACUUAAGAACAACGAUAUGGUCUUUGAUAUCUGUUUUGGCGGGUGCGCUCCAGGUGAACAAGUCCCAUCAAUCGAAUGUUGCAAAGACGAUGCCUCAUGGGUGGACAGUGGCGGUGAUGGAUGUGAUAAAUAUGAGCCAUCCUGGUGUGCUGAAGCCAAAGAUUUUGAGAAUGAUGACGGUGUUUCUGCACUCACGGCUUGCUGUGUGUGCAGCGGAAGCAGAUUUGGAGGACCUCUUCCUGACACUCCAGGAGGGGCUGCCCCUGCAGCAGAUGAUGCUCCGGCGCCUGUGGCAGGAGGUACUUCCACGGCCCCAGCCACUUCUUCGUGCGUUGAUAAUUCUGUCUGGGCAGAUAGUGGAGGAGAUAAAUGCAGCGAUUACGAGGUAGAUUGGUGUGGCGAGGACGCAAAAGAGUUUGCGGUUAAUGGGAUAUCAGGAAACACUGCAUGUUGUGUUUGCAAGGGUUCUUGUGUUGAUGAUACUACAUGGAGAGACAGCGAAGGUGAUGGUUGCAGUUCGUAUGAGGCCGACUGGUGUGGAGACGAUGCCGUUCAGUUUGCGAAAGGUGGUGUCCAUGCCAACAUGGCAUGUUGCAUCUGUAAGAAGUAG